Molecule: messenger RNA, 1935 nt
Organism: Cyprinodon variegatus (sheepshead minnow)
Lineage: Eukaryota; Metazoa; Chordata; Actinopteri; Cyprinodontiformes; Cyprinodontidae
Product: ras-related protein Rab-11B-like
Exons: 5
Coding region: 84-740 (218 amino acids)
Biological process (GO): regulated exocytosis; constitutive secretory pathway
Cellular component (GO): recycling endosome
Molecular function (GO): GTP binding; GTPase activity
Source: RefSeq, a predicted model, not a curated record
GCCAGUUGAUAGCUACCCACCCCGGUAGACGGAGCGGAUUGUUGAUACUUGGAACAUAUAAAGUUGAAAAAUAUUCUUCGAACAUGGGAACGCGAGAUGAUGAAUACGACUAUUUGUUUAAAGUUGUCCUGAUUGGAGAUUCAGGUGUGGGGAAGAGUAACCUGCUGUCCCGUUUCACCCGAAACGAGUUCAACCUGGAGAGCAAGAGCACCAUAGGGGUGGAGUUCGCCACCCGCAGCAUCCAGGUGGACGGAAAGACAAUAAAGGCUCAGAUCUGGGACACGGCAGGACAGGAGCGCUACAGAGCCAUCACCUCAGCGUAUUACCGGGGGGCCGUCGGAGCGCUCCUAGUUUACGACAUCGCCAAGCACUUGACGUACGAGAACGUGGAGCGCUGGCUGAAGGAGCUGAGGGACCACGCCGACAACAACAUCGUCAUCAUGCUGGUGGGGAACAAGAGCGACCUCCGCCACCUCAGGGCCGUUCCUACCGACGAGGCGCGAGCGUUCGCAGAAAAAAACACCUUGUCCUUUAUUGAAACGUCAGCCCUGGACUCCACUAAUGUAGAAGAGGCAUUUAAGAACAUUCUCUCAGAAAUCUACCGGAUCGUAUCUCAGAGGCAAAUAUCAGACAGAUCUGCACACGACGACUCCCCAGGCAACAAUGUUGUGGACAUCAGCGUCCCCCCGACCAUGGACGGUCAAAGGGGCAACAAACUCCCCUGCUGUCAAAGCCUGUGACCCUCAUGUGUUUUCUGCCCGUCUCUUCUGUUCUCCUCUUUGAUUUUCUUCCAACUGCCCGCUUCUCUGAUUAAGUUCUCCUGUUUAAAUGAUGUCAGAUCUUUAAUUUGACUUUCUGUUUUUUUUUCUAUUUGUCUUUCUUUUGGUUUCUAAGACAUCUUACGUAUUUGUGUGGCCAGGUGGAGGGCGCUUCAGGCCAGUGGCUCUUUUAGUAAACUACAGUCUCUUUCUGAUGAUCCUAUUGACCCGCUCCUGCAGAGGGACUGGUGAGGGAUCAGCAGGUCUGCUUAUCGCACUCCACCUCUAUCCGCUCGUCUCCUCUUCCAAGACUGUGUAAAGACUCAUGACACGGUUUUCCACAGUGAAAACUUUUAUCUCCUGUGUGCUUGGCCUGAUUCCUCCCUUUCCUGCUGUAGAGGAGGAACUGAGGAUGGAGAAGGUCUGCUCUGGGUGGAGGUGUGACAUUUCUGCUCUCUACUUUGAGCCCUUUGCCCAUUCUGUUAUUAAAUGGGCAUGAGCCAGAUAUGAGGCUGGCUGUGACUGCCUGAUUUAAUGUGGGCAGAUGGGAAACAAAUGCUGUGAUUUAAUUGUAUGUGUGUUGAUCUUAGAGCACAAAGAUACCAAAGGAAACUAUUGCAGUUCUUAUGCAUUUUCUAGGCUGUUGGCAAGAAAAAACAAAGGUUAACUCUUUAUAGAGAAGCUAUUUUCUGCUGAUUCUUGUCCUUUACUUCAAUUUGACUCUUUGGCUUUCUCCAAAUCCAUGUUUUUGCACUAAUGUCCAGCAAUUUCGCAGAAAUUCAUCCUAUCAUCAUUUCAGACCCUUGGAAAACACCAGGACUGCUGUGUUUGUACUGGGGAAUUUAUCAGCUGCUGCUGUAAUUUCGAAUGUGUUAAAUGUUAAACAGGACUGGGUUUAAAAUCUAAUUAAUCCAAGGACAUUUCAAUCAACAUAAAAAAAAAAAAAAUGCUUAAUUCAACCUUUUAACUUUUUACACUAAGCUGAGAAAAAAAUACAUGAAACAAUCAUUUCAUUAAAUGGAUAAAAGGGCCUUUUUUUUCUUUUUAGAAAAAAUAAGCUUCGUGUUCAGUUUAUCCAAUGUGAUUGUUAGCAUUUCCUCAAAAGUAAAUGCAUGUGAAGUGAGCAGUACUUUUACAUUGUUUAUGAGAUGUUGAAAUAAAGUGUGUGUAAACCGCU